This is a messenger RNA of Pseudophryne corroboree (corroboree frog), 5868 nucleotides long. It is a transcript of the gene PPP2R5B, whose product is annotated as protein phosphatase 2 regulatory subunit B'beta. The record is from RefSeq and is a predicted model, not a curated record. Gene Ontology annotation, cellular component: cytosol; nucleus; protein phosphatase type 2A complex. Lineage: Eukaryota; Metazoa; Chordata; Amphibia; Anura; Myobatrachidae. The transcript is spliced from 14 exons. Gene Ontology annotation, molecular function: protein phosphatase activator activity. The coding region runs from base 1251 to 2726 and encodes 491 amino acids. Gene Ontology annotation, biological process: protein dephosphorylation; signal transduction.
GUGCAGGGGGAGGACUAGGUUUGGGUUUUGUCAUUGUACUGAUCCUGCAGCUAUAGAUAAACCCGGGCUGCUGUUACUGAGGGGAAAAACAGAGAAAUCCUACUAAUCCCAUAGAAGCACUGCGUCUGCCUGUUAACCGGAGACAGAGAAACUGCAGAUCUUUCAAAUCAGAGGAAGACGGUUUCCAUAGAUCAAGGGCAGGAUGACAAAAAGGAGGGUCAUGGGGGCCUGAUCAAAAACCUAUAAAGAGGGAGAUCCUAAAACUAGGAUCCCAUUCUCUGCAGACGGUGACAGCUGAGCCGGCUCCUUCUUUAAUUGCCAUCCUGCAGGAUUUUUCAUAAUUGCAGGUCCCACGAGUGAGUCUGUGGCUAAUUUUAAUAUAAUGCUAGAAUUAUUCCAUGUUCUUCCACCUGAUCCCAUGGGAAAUCUAGAAGAGAAAAGGUGAUUUUUAUCAAUUAAGGAACAGAGUCAGUGCGGACAAAUUCCACGUUGCAAAAGGACUUUCAUACCAUUGCCUCGGGUUGACAGAAGGUGUAAAGGGUUAAUGCAGAGACUACCAGGCCUCACAUCCUAAUAAAAAUUAGGAAUGCACUGGUCCAGCACACCACACCGCCUGCCAAUUUCAGUUUCCUGAAUAUAUUAUUCUGCUGGAUUCUACAGUGCCCAUACGUUCCUCCCACUGUAAGCGCAUGUCCUAGAGAGAGAGAGAUUCAGCUGCUGGGAAUUCUGGAUGCUGCACACAGCCUGUGGAUGUAUUAUUAACUCUAGAGACCAGAGGGGUGAUUUUUGAGACUAGCAGAUUUACAUUCCAUAACCAAUUUAUCCUUCACAGGAGAAUCUUGUACACUGUGCAUGUUGGUGCUUGCUGAAAAAAAUGUACUGUUUGUUUCAUUACAAAAUGUUUUCAGACUUCUGGCAAUCCUGCUAAGGGGUGUAGAUCCCCAGUGCUUUGGAGAAGUGCACAGCAUAUCUGUCUGACUUUGUCAAAUUGUCAUUUGUCGCUGCAUGAUUUGAAUGGAUUGUGGCCUAAAUUUGCAUCGAUUAUUUAAAGACUGAAUAGAUUGCACACAAAGAGCAACAGAGGAAGGUGACUUAGAGCAAUAGGCUCUCCAUCUGCUGCCCAUGGCUGAUCCUGCUUCCACUAGGUCCCACCUGGGCCUAGAUUACUAAUAAUUCUCCAGAGUGUGUCCAUCAUUUUCUGCAGCACUAACAACCACAGAGAACUUACUGCUGCUCUAUUGCACAGACUAAUGGAGACCAAACUGCCCGUCACCCCCACCAGUCCGUCCUCCCCGGGCCUCUCCCCCGUCCUGGCAGCGGAUAAAAUAGAUGGAUUUUCUCGACGGUCACUCCGCCGCUCCCGUCAGCGCAGAUCACACAGCUCUUCUCAGUUCCGCUACCAGAGCAAGCAGCAGGAGCUGACACAGUUACCUCCUCUCAAAGAUGCCCCGGUUUCUGAGCUCCAUGACUUGUUCUGCAAGAAGUUGCAACAGUGCUCAGUUAUCUUUCAUUUUAUGGACUGCGUGGCUGACCUCAAAGGAAAGGAGAUUAAAAGGGCUGCUCUGAAUGAACUUGUUGAGUGUAUUGCCACAAACAGGGGAGUCCUCAUAGAACCAGUGUAUCCUGAGGUCAUUAAGAUGAUCUCUGUGAAUAUAUUUCGGACGCUGCCUCCCACUGACAAUCCAGAGUUUGACCCUGAAGAGGAUGAGCCAAAUUUUGAGCCUUCUUGGCCACAUCUUCAGCUGGUAUAUGAAUUCUUCCUCCGCUUCCUGGAGAGUCAAGAUUUCCAGCCAUCACUGGCCAAGAGAUAUGUGGACCAGAAAUUUGUCCUCAUGCUCCUGGAUCUGUUUGAUAGCGAGGACCCCCGUGAGCGGGAAUAUUUGAAAACCAUUCUGCAUCGCGUCUAUGGAAAAUUCCUGGGGCUCAGAGCAUAUAUCAGAAAACAGUGCAACAAUAUUUUUCUCAGAUUUAUCUAUGAGACAGAACGGUUUAAUGGUGUAGCAGAGCUUCUGGAAAUCCUGGGCAGUAUCAUCAAUGGUUUUGCUUUACCUCUAAAAUCUGAACACAAGCAGUUUCUUGUCCGAGUAUUGAUACCUCUGCACUCUGCAAAAUCGCUCUCUAUAUUCCAUGCCCAGCUUGCCUAUUGUGCAGUUCAGUUCCUGGAAAAAGACUCCUCCCUAACAGAGCAUGUAAUUCGAGGUUUGCUAAAAUAUUGGCCAAAGACAUGCACCCAGAAAGAGGUGAUGUUCCUUGGAGAGUUGGAAGAGAUUCUAGAUGUUAUCGAGCCUUCUCAGUUUGUUAAGAUUCAGGAGCCACUCUUCAAACAGAUUGCCAGCUGUGUCUCCAGCCCUCACUUCCAGGUUGCAGAGCGAGCACUUUAUUUCUGGAACAACGAGUAUAUACUUAGCCUGAUAGAGGAGAACUGCCACACCAUCCUGCCCCUGAUAUUCAGCACCCUCUACCAGGUCUCCAAAGAACACUGGAACCAGACAAUUGUCUCCUUGAUUUAUAACGUCCUUAAAACUUUCAUGGAGAUGAAUGGAAAACUCUUUGAUGAACUCACAGCAUCCUAUAAACUUGACAGACAGCAGGAGCUGAAACGAGAAAAAGAUCGUCAGGAGCUUUGGAGGAAGCUGGACGACCUCCGUCUAAAAAAGAUGAAUGGCCUAGAAGAAGCGCAAAUGAACCAGCUUAAUUUACAGCACAGCCGAGCGAGUAAGAGUUAGGAGACCUCAUCACCACUUUCCACUAUUUACCAGAAGACCACUGCAGCAAAUCCACACUCCCUCCUCCCCAUAUUCCACCCUCUCUUUGUUUAGAAUUCCUCACAUCUUCCUUGAAAGGGAACAGCAGCAGCCCAAGCUGCAAUCCUACAACCAUCAACAACACAUGGGAUUAUAACAUUCCAGGGAAGACUCCUUUUCAUGUUGUAGUAGGUGUAUUUCUUGUUCCUGGAGGAGCAGAACAUGUUAAAGGCUUGUCUACAAAUAACCAUUUGCCAACGUAUGUUAGCAAGAGUAAAGACUUCUGGGAAAAGCCAUUGUGCAUCUCUGUCACUUCUUAUCCAAUGACAUUGUGAAGUUGUAUGAAGAUAGUGAUCAGGACCAAUUACUACAACAUUAAAGGCUUCUUGGAAAAGAAACACUGAAAAGUUCUGUCACUUCCUGUCCAGUGGAAGUAGGGGCUUCUGGGAAGUUCCCUGGAUCUGUCACUCCUUGUGAAAGUAAAGGCUUCCGGGCAAGCCUGUCACUGGUCUACUUCAGUCAUAUUCUGACCUUGAGAGCUGAGGCUUCUGGGAAAGCCUUCUUAGUUGUCAGCAAUUCUCACUUUCUGUUUGUGAAACCAGAGGCUUCUGGAAAGGCCUGUGUCUUGUGUCUGUCACCUUCUGUUUGUGAGAGCAGAGACUUCUGGGAAAGUCUCUCCACUAAUCAUAUUUAUCCCGUCAAUAAGUCAGGGCUUCUGGGAAGCCAGUUCUGAACCAUGACCGCGGCUACCCUCCACCCACACACACCCCUAUUCUAUUAAACAAAGGAUUCACACAAAAAAAAAAAAAACAUAAUGACCUAAAGUAAUGUCAGGCUGGAAAAUUACCACCAUGCUGGAUUCAUGGGAGCAAAGGCUUCUCAGUAGCCUGACCUGUCCAUCUACUAACCAGAAGCAGGCUUUCAGAAUAUGAAUAUACCAAGUCAGUUAACAAGUCUGUUGAGUAUAAGAUGACUAAAUAGGAAAUUAUAUGAACUCCGUUUUGUAGGAAAAAUUGAAAAUAAUUGAUAAAGGGAAAGGGAGCUUAAAUUCAAUAACUUGCAAAGACUUGUAAAAUAAUUGACAUCAGAUCCCUUAAAUACACAACUUUUAAAGGUUUCAUGCUGCUAAAUAAGUAAACAUUAUUGGGCAAUAGGGUGCAUUUUAGUGAUACAUUGGUGUUGUUCAUGGAGUAACACAUUGGGAGCCAUUUUUUCUUAAGAGCACACGUUUUAGGUUUACCUGGCUUUCACUUUACAGUAGAUUAUUAAAGUUUCUUCAGUCAGUCCUUUUGCCCAGGUAUACCUAACAAAUUAUGUUUAAUGUCUUUCCUUAAGAACAAACUACUCAUGGAAUAUCUUCAAAUCAAAAAGACAUUAAAAUGUUGGGUAAUGUAAACAUGUGAGAGAAACAACAUGUUUUUAUUUUUACCUUCAGCAUUUAGUUGCCAGUGUUAUGUCUCUGGCUACCGUGCAUGAGAGCAAAGGAUUCUGGGUGUCACAGCAGACAUUUGUAAAGUGCUGUGGUCAGCUGGGCUGGCUGGACUGACUGGGAGGAUGCUAUGCUGCUAGAAAACUAGGAAAUAAUGAACAGUGGCAUUGUUUGUGAAAGCUGAGGAUCAAACCUAUUUGCAGUCCAUGUGGGUUUUGUUAGAUAUUAUUGCAAUAAGCUGUUAACCGGGUGUCUAUUAGGGCAAUUCCAGGGUAAUUCCCAAGUUCAGACUUCAGUAAUGUGAUUUUUACAACACACUUUUGUGUUCUUAACAAGACUGUGUCUGUAAGCAUCACUACAGAUGGAAAUAAAGAACAUAUUUAAAAUAUACCCUGACUUCGGAAAAUCCUCACCUACGUUGAAAAUUGUUCAAUGAAGCAACAUGUGGGUAUAUAAAACGUGCACCUAUUAUACCCCUUAAGAAUCGUUUUUUUUUUUUCUUAUUUAUCUGUAUGUAGAAAGAAAAUGUUGCUCCCUGUCAGUUUGCAGAGCCCCAAUGCAGUUUGAAGUGUUAUUUAAGCCACUAGAGAAAACCUCUGUGCAUGUCACCAGAGAAUGGUAGAGGUGGGUCCAUGUUUAUCUUGGCCUUAACCUAUCUCGAGAUUGUCCAUAAACACAAAAUUAAUUUAGACAAAUGAAAUAUCUCAGUGACAAGUGUACACAGCUGUUUAAUGUUACAAUGUUUUACCAGAGGAUACUGGGAAAGAAACACGUGUGACAACUGCAAGCAUGAAUCAGACUUUGAUAUUUCCUUAAAAUAGGGUGAGAUUCCAUUCUGACUGACAUCUGGCAACAAACUCUAAAAGAUCCCAACAAUGCCCUGCAUAUACAGUAAGAGAAACUUGUGUCCGAAAUGAUACGCCUUCCAUUAUCAAACAGCAAGACUUUGUUCUCUUCUGUAAGAGAGAACUAUCUAUUUGCCCAAUUAGAUGAGCAGGAGAUUGAAUAUUUCUGCCACUCUUUUCGCAUAUGUGUGUGUGUUGGGGGGUGGGACAUUGAUCCCCUUCUUAAUGGUAUGAAAUAACCUAUUCUCAAGAAGUAUAUAUAAAUAUAAUGCGUGCAAUGUUUUCAUUUUUUAUUUUUUUAAAUGAUUAUUUAUGGUAUUAUUUAUUUCGUAUUUAAUAUGGUCCGCGUUUAAUUUGUUUAGUUCACUGAGGGAAGGGGGAGGAGUGGGGUGAAUAUGAUAUUUAACCUGUUCACUGCUGAAUUAAAUGCUGGGUCUCAGAAAUAUGUCCUGUUUUUCUAUCUGUACUCUUUCACAGAGAAAUCUUAGAUUCAUCACGUAUAUUGUGCUUCUCUCCAUGUUGGAGGAAGUAUGGCUAAGAUACUUCAAAGCAUAGUUAUUAAGAAGAUGACAUUGUGGUCAGAUGUACACUGUUUAAAUAGCCAUAGUACUGACAGAUGUCCUUUUUUCUAAACAAUGAUCAGGUAACUAUGUAGAAAAGGUAAUAUCAUCCUUAGGAACCAUUUGGGUUCUACCUGUCAUUUUUCUAUCUGUUUAGAAAAUCAAAGUACAUGUCUUAUUGGUUGCUAUGGGCAUCAACAUUAGUUACCUGUGAGAGGGUGUUCACAAAUGUAUACAAUAUGUUUUGCAUGAAUCUUAUUAAGUGAAAUAAGAGUACCUACCAUGUCUAA